Lecanosticta acicola is the source of this 2501-nucleotide messenger RNA. Lineage: Eukaryota; Fungi; Ascomycota; Dothideomycetes; Mycosphaerellales; Mycosphaerellaceae. The record is from the annotation of a GenBank genome assembly.
AUGGACACCCGAGUCCAGGACUACGUGGACGACAAGCUGCAGUCUUCCGCAGACUUGGAAUCACUGGACUCGCUCCUGGAGAAUGUCAAGUCUCAGCAGGAGCUGCUGAGGAAGCAGGUUGGUCAAUACUCGUAGCACAUUCUUUCCUCAUGCAUGGUGCUGACCACGAGUAGCUCGAAGACGCUAGACGCGACUACGCCGAGGUGCAAGAGAGCGCCAAUGUCCAUACCGAAUCCGUGCAACGAAAGGCUUUAGCGUUCCAACAGGAACAGGAGGACAUCGAUCGACGGCUGCUGAUUGUCACUCAGUCCGAGACCAGCGAUGAAGCGGUGCAAAAAUUUGAGGAGAGUAUGGGGAGACUGCGCAAAUUAGACGUCGCUGCAGGAUACGUGGAGCUGCUGAAAGAGGUGGAUGCGCUGAAGACGGAAUGCGUAUCCAGGCUGGGAGAGGAUGAUGAUGCCGCACUGGAGCCAUACAACAGACUGCAGCACUUGGUCGCCAGUCUGAAGCCCUUGCAAGAUGCUGCUGAAGGCGCUGCUCCCCAUUUACUGGAUCACAUCGUUGCCAAUGUGCAGGAGCUUCGCCGGAACAUCCAGACGGCAUUUGCAGAGAACCUGGAGAAGACGCUCAGGAAGAUGAACUGGCCCAAAUCGCGAGACAAGAUCCCCCUAUCGUUCGAGAAAGAAUGGACGACCAACUUCGGAAGGCUACUCGACCUGCAGAAGCAGGAGCUGGAGGAUCGAGAGCACGACCACAGCCGAAGCCCGGAGGAAGACCCCGUGCCGCUUUUGCCGUUCGAAGUUCUGAUACAUCCUUUAGAGCAACGAUUCACAUACCACUUCUCCGGCAACAAACCCACUAAUCGUCUGGAUAAGCCGGAGUACUUCCUCAAUCAUGUCCUCGACCUCAUCUCGGAUUACAGCGACUGGAUCCAGGACAAUUCCCAGCCGGUCCUGUUACGGCACUUCCGGCGCUCAGAUAUUGCCUUUACUCCCGCUUAUAUUGAUUCGACCUGUGCUUUCAUCACGGCUCUCGUACCCAUGGUCAAGAACAAGCUGAAUACAGUGGCCGGGCAGUUGUCGAACCAGCCUGCUCUCCUCAGCCAUCUCGUUGAAGAAGUUAUCAAGUUUGACACCUCGUUGCAGGAUAUGUACGGCUACAGUCCAAGCUCACCUUCGAUACCUUGGCGCGGUCUCUCGUACUUCCUCCUAGACAGCCGUGGGUACUUUGAUCAAUGGCUCGCCGGAGAACAAAACUUCGCUCUGAAGAGAUAUCACUCCAUUAUCGAGUCACCCGAAUCUGCGGAGUUGGAUUUCGACGCGUUCGGAUCGGAGACCACGAAGCCUUCUAAAGCUGCUAUCUGCGUCAACGAUCUGUUGGAGACCAUCACCGAGCGAUAUCGCAACCUAUCCAGCUUCAGCCAAAAAGUCAAGUUCUUGAUUAAAAUACAAAUCGAAAUCUUUGAUCAGUACUACAAACGCCUCUCUGGCGGUCUCGAAGCCUACCAGACUGCCACUACCACAAUCGGACGCAGAGUGCAAGGCUUGUCCAAGGAAGAUCUUGCCAAAUUGGAAGGCGUGAACGGCCUCGACUACCUCUGCCGCAUUUUUGGUUCGGCUGAAUACCUGGAACGUGCGAUGCGAGAUUGGAGCUACGAUGUCUUCUUCCUCGAACUCUGGGCCGAAUUGGACUACCGCUCCAAGAACAAAGAUACCAUUAGCGGGAAACUCGAUUUUCAUGAUGUGCAGCAGAAGACCAGCUCUGCUCUUGGCGCAGAGAAUGAUGGUGGCCUGGAAGGUGCUCUUUUCGACGAGACGGCGGGAAACUACCAUCGAAUUCGCGACCAGAGUGAGGCUGCUCUGAACGCAACGCUCAAAUAUGACUUUCAGCAAGCUCUCAGACCAUAUGGAUCUAUUAGGACCUGGGCCUCGCUUUCGUCUAGUACGGCCGGUGCUUCGGUCUCUGCGGAACUAGAUCCCACUCUCCGCCUCCUCACGGAGUACUUUGGUUUUCUUCGCAAGGCGCUUGGUAAAGCUCCUCUGCGCCGGAUUAGCCGAGCUGUCUGUCAUGUCAUCGGAGACUAUGUCUGGGAUCAAGUUCUGCAGCGCUCUUCUUUCUCUACCGCGGGCGCCACGCAGCUGACCACGGACAUCCGCGCCAUCUGCUCCAAUCUGGAUCGAUACAUCGGAAAGGGACAGGCGCAGAUGGGAAUGCGGAAACUGCUGGAAAGCGUGACGCUACUCUCACUGCCAGUCCGAGGCGAAAUCCAGCGCGUGCAAGCAGGAAGCGAAGAAGACGAUGGAUCCGCAUGGGAGGAAACGAAUGGCGAUGGAGACGAAGGAGAGCAAGAGGGAAAGGAUAUGAGUUUGUUCCAGGUUGAGAGAUUGGUCUUCAUGGACAAUGAGAGUGCGAGACACGCCCUUGAACAACUUGGUCUGGAGACCUUGAGUGAGGGCGAUGCAAGGGCGAUUCUGGGGAGGAGGGUUGAGAUUUCGAGUUAA